Molecule: messenger RNA, 207 nt
Organism: Echinococcus granulosus
Lineage: Eukaryota; Metazoa; Platyhelminthes; Cestoda; Cyclophyllidea; Taeniidae
Exons: 2
Coding region: 1-207 (68 amino acids)
Source: RefSeq, a predicted model, not a curated record
AUGCUAUUGGAAUCUUUUAACCAUUCCUCAGCCGCUUCCAAGGUGAUAACAGACGUUGUUGUAAUCAUGAUGAUGGAGGUAGAGGUGACCCAACAGUACUAUAUGGCUGGCAAUACUGCGCAUCUCACUCCAUCCAACGUCGUGCUCUCCCACGACCUUAGUGAGAUCUCCGAGAGCUCAUGCAAGCAGUCGACCCUCAAAAUCUAA